Molecule: messenger RNA, 1362 nt
Organism: Fusarium coffeatum
Lineage: Eukaryota; Fungi; Ascomycota; Sordariomycetes; Hypocreales; Nectriaceae
Exons: 1
Coding region: 1-1362 (453 amino acids)
Molecular function (GO): zinc ion binding
Source: RefSeq, a predicted model, not a curated record
AUGUCUCCAGAAACACACUCUCGUGCCAGGGCACACUCCCUCUCCCAAGAGACUCAUCAGCCUCAUGACGAUGUAUCAUCUUUAGAGUCGGAGACAGACUCGAAUAAUUCCGAGUUUGAAGAAAACAGCUCCGAGUCCGACGAAGAUGAAUCGUCCACCAUUCGAUCUCCCACCAAACUCACAUAUCUCAUCGACCAUCUCCCCGAAACCACCCAGUCCAUCAUCCGCGACACUUUCAGAGAACCGCCAAAGAUCGCACUGGAAAAAUGUCGUCGCAUUGAGAACACUUAUGCAUUCCAGAUGACAGAGCUUGUCACACGCUCAGUCCGGAUCCGAGCCCCAGAAGACGGCACUUCCAAACUGAGUUGCUCAUGUCGAAAUGACGACGGAGAACCUUGCAGGCACCUUCUAUGGCUCUUGGAUCAGAUCGUUAAUCAGAGUUUGUAUGAUGAAGAUAUAAGCAAACCUCUCAGAAUGAGUGCGGCGGGAUAUGCAGAGGAGAUUGGGGAUCCAUUCCAGAAUAUCUCCAAGUAUCAUCUCGACGUGCUUGCAGAAGGGCUACACUCCCAUCUCGUCACCCCAGACUCCGAGUACGACAACGAACCAGACGCUUUUCGUGCACAAGAAGCUCGAGAAAUGCUAUCCUCAGUCUAUGAUACGGAACCAAAAGAGUUCCGUCCCGACAUGUUCGACCAUGUAUCUUUGGGAAAGAGCAUCAUAAAGCGUCAUGACCUUGAGCAAACCGUCUUCCGCAUGCUUCUCGACAAUCACCAUUUCUUUCACUACUUUCGAUCCCUUUCAAACUCACAAGACUUGAUCAAAGACACAUUUCAUAAGCUCACACAGCGCAUCGAUCGCGUUCUGCGAGAUCUCGACUCCAAAGCACCUCCCACAGACGCUGAAUCACCUCGCGAUGUACCUUGGGCAGCGUCUCACGUCCUCGGCUGUAUUCGUCGCAUGCGUCACGAGAUAUACACUCGAGAUCGACCUCUUACUGCACGCGAGGCCUUGUCUGCAGCUCGCAGCCUUAUUCAUAUACUAGAUUCGGUGAUAUCGCAUAACAGAGACCAAGGCCCAACAAGUGUGCCCCGUAUCGAGCGCAACCUGUACCUGCGCCUCAUUGGCGAUCGCGACCAAGACUUUGUUCUUAACGUACUGAAUUUAAUCCCAGAGGCCGCAAGCCAGUUUCUCCAUAACCUUGAAGCACUUCUUGACAAGAUUGAAACGUAUGGUGCACCUGCGGGCUAUGUGCAGCGGUUCAGGGCAAUGCUCAAGAGACUAAGAGCGUCGAGCACAGGUUCUGGCUUGAAGAGAUCUGUUCCGGCGCAGAUGGGUGGCAGGAAGACAAGAAGGACCAGAUGA